Molecule: messenger RNA, 519 nt
Organism: Penicillium nucicola
Lineage: Eukaryota; Fungi; Ascomycota; Eurotiomycetes; Eurotiales; Aspergillaceae
Product: DNA-directed RNA polymerase II core subunit RPB11
Exons: 4
Coding region: 1-519 (172 amino acids)
Biological process (GO): transcription by RNA polymerase II
Cellular component (GO): RNA polymerase II, core complex
Molecular function (GO): DNA binding; protein dimerization activity
Source: RefSeq, a predicted model, not a curated record
AUGAAGGUCAUGAAGAAAAAAGACCAAGGGGAGCCUGCCUCAUUUGAUGCUACACUUGCAGUUGCUCGUGAGCGAUAUGGUCGCCGCGGAAACUCCCCUGCCCCGCGUCACCAGCGUACCCUUAUGUCGGCAGGCGAUGAGGCCCCUGAUGUUUAUGAGGCAAUCUUGCUUGCUCCUGGUGAGAACAAGAUCGAUGUCGAGGUUGAUACCCGCCUUCCCUCGGCUGCGAUUUUCACUUUCCACAAAGAGGAUCACACCCUUGGCAACAUGCUGCGCACUCGCCUGCUCAAGACUCCCCAUGUCAUCUUUGCCGCCUACAAGGUCCCUCACCCUUUGACCCCCAACUUCUUGUUGCGUGUUCAGACCGACGGGGAAAUCACUCCUCGCGAGGCUGUUAUCAAUGCCUGCCAUGCUCUGAUCAAGGAUUGUAACAUUAUCUCCCGCGAGUUCACCAAGGAGUUUGAGCUUCGCAAGAUGGCCAACGCCGCCAACCAGCAGCAGCAGGGCGCCGCCGAGUAA